AUGUGCCAAUCGUCUGCGGCCACUCAGCCCACCCUGGCCGGUAAUUCAUUCAGUUUACUCAUGGUCGACCAGUCAGCUUUUUAUGCAAAGCAUUCAUUGUCGGACGGGUGUCAUAUUCUCAUUCUUUUGUAUUGCUCACUAAUUUCAUUUGUUAUGAAACGAGGAUUGUUUGCAUUCAACUUCUGUUCUCCUUUCUCUUCUUUCUUUCUAGUUUUUCAUUCGUCCUCUUUCUGUCUUUUUUUUUUCUCUCAUUCGCUUGUUUUCAUUUCCCCGCCAUUCGCUUGUUCUUUUUUGCCCAUUCCGUUUCUUCCUCUUUCUUUAAUUCCACCUCUCUCCCCCUUUCUCCGUGCGUCAUUCUCUAUCGAUUGCAUUCAUUCUCUCACCUUUCAUCUUUCUCUUUUUAGCUCUCCUUCUCUCUUUCACUAUCAUAUUCUCUCUUUCACUACCUUCUACCUCCCGUAUCAGACACUCGGACUCUUUUUUGUUUAUUUGCAUACUCCAACUCGUUUUGUUAACCACUCUUUCUUUCUUUCUUUCUUUCUUUCUUUCUUUCUUUCUUUCUUUCUUUCUUUCUUUCUUUCUUUCUUUUCUCUCCUUCUUCCGUUUGUUUUCUUGUUCGCUUUCUUCGCUCAUCUUUGGCUCUUUUUUUACCCUUUCCGCCCUCUCUUUCUUUCGCCUUCCUUUUUCUCUAUCAUUGCAUUCACUUUCUAUCCUUCGUUCUUUCUCUUUCCGCUUUCUUUCCCUAUCACCCCCCUCUCUCUCUCUCACUAUCGUUUACUUCCAGUAUCAGUUGCUCAUUCCCUUUUUAUUUAUUUCCAUCCUUUAUCUCUCCUACUUCCCCACACUUUCUUUUUCUCUCUUUUUCUUUCUCUUUCUCUCUUUCUUUCUCUUUUUUUUUUUUUGCUUUCAUAUUCGUCCGCUUCGCUUGUUGUCAUUCGCUCAUUUCCGUUUUUACUCCUCUCUCUUUUCACCAAUUCUUUUCUCUCUCCUUCCUUUUUUCUCUACGAUUGCAUUCACUUUCUUCCUUUUCUUUUGCUCUCAUUUCCGCUUCCUCCCUCUAAUUCUCCUCCACCUCAGUCUCUCUCUUUUUACACUCGUUUGCUUCCAAUAUCCCCCACUUCCGCUUUCUUUUAA
Molecule: messenger RNA, 1134 nt
Organism: Acanthosepion pharaonis
Lineage: Eukaryota; Metazoa; Mollusca; Cephalopoda; Sepiida; Sepiidae
Source: the annotation of a GenBank genome assembly